Messenger RNA from Cantharellus anzutake, 1375 nucleotides. RefSeq names its product glycosyl hydrolase family 61-domain-containing protein. The record is from RefSeq and is a predicted model, not a curated record. The transcript has 11 exons. The coding region runs from base 312 to 1184 and encodes 290 amino acids. NCBI's taxonomy places the organism in Eukaryota, Fungi, Basidiomycota, Agaricomycetes, Cantharellales, Hydnaceae.
AUCAGCCGCUCAGGAUUGCCGGAUUUUUUCCACUCUGCCCACAUGCUGGCCUUGCUGAUAGCCGCUUGCUUGUCAUGGCACCCGUAAAAAUCCUCAAGGUUACGCCUGUGUUUGUGCCUUGUUGUGUUUUGUUUCAUUACUUAGGAAUGAAUUCUCUCAUGUCCGGCCACCCCACAAAGGUUGUCAUCAAUACCACCGUCGCAUCUAAACAACAAUAAUGUCACACCAUGGUUGUGCCAAAUAAAAAAAAAACCAAAAUGCCUCCAGAGUGUUUUCAAAUAAUACCCUCUCUUCUUCUUGAAGUUUAGAACAUGCUGUCUGUGAUUGCCAUCUUUCUAAGCGUCGUUCACUUUUCUACUGCCGUGCUGGGUCACGGGCUAGUCAGAUUUGUGUUGUUCGAUGGAGUGUCAUACAAGGGCUGGCCUGCAAAAAAGCCACUUACCAAUCCUCCCCAAGAACGCAUCGUUCGUGCCAUGCAAACCAACGGGCCCAUCAAGGAUGUAUACUCGCUUCCAAUUGCCUGCAAUGGAAUGAACGCUCCUGCUGCGCUUGUCGCCAACAUAUCAUCGGGCGCGAAUGUGAAAAUCCAGUGGGACUCGUGGCCAUCGAAUCAUAAAGGCCCAAUUACCAAUUACUUGGCAUCCUGUGAAGGAGAUUGCACGACUUUCAAUGCAACUGAUGGCAAGUGGUUCAAGGUUAAUGAGUCGGGAUACGAUAAUAGCACUGGGAAAUGGGCUACAGAAAAACUGAUCGAGAGCAACCAAUCUUAUACCUUUACACUGCCAAAGAAUAUACCUGCUGGGCAGUACCUUCUUCGUCACGAAAUCCUUGCGUUGCACAACACUAGGCAUCCGCAGUAUUACCCCUCCUGCACUCAGAUUAACAUCCUAAAGGGCAGUGGGGGGCUUCCAUCCGGCCAGUACCUCACGAAGUUCCCUGGCGCGUAUAACACGUCAGACCCCGGGUAUAGUUUCAACGUAUACCAACCUUCAAUCCCCUUUUACCCGAUCGAAGGGCCUCCGAUUUCUCCCAAAUUUCUGACCACACAGACCACGACUGCACCUGGUAGCGUGUGCUCACACAAUAGGGGCAAACAUGCUGUGAACUGGCGCCGAAAGAGAGCCACGGCUCAUCUCCAGGGAAAUGCUAGGAACCUACUUGAUGGACUGGCUUCCAAGUCAUAGGGAAUCGAUCCUUGUCGUUUGCGAUGCACUGGCGAGAGAGUCUGAAUGGCUAACACGCGUAUAAAUCUGAUCUUAAUUGCGCAUGUGCCCGAAGGUUUUAGCCACGAUAUAUAGGCAAUAUUUUGUUUACCACUAUAAAUUGAGAUCCUAGGCUCGUACCCAGCCGUUCUGUAUAUCUUAUCAGAACAUCA